Belonocnema kinseyi is the source of this 345-nucleotide messenger RNA. Its product is annotated as secreted RxLR effector protein 161-like. NCBI's taxonomy places the organism in Eukaryota, Metazoa, Arthropoda, Insecta, Hymenoptera, Cynipidae. Bases 1 to 345 code for a protein of 114 amino acids. The record is from RefSeq and is a predicted model, not a curated record. The transcript has a single exon.
AUGUACUUGGCUGUGGCGACCAGGCCAGAUAUCGCUUUUGUAGUUAGUGCUCUGAGCCAAUUUAACACAAACUGCAAUCAGAUCCAUUGGACAGUGGUUAAGCGAGAUCUUCGUUAUUUGAAGGGCACCAUGAAUCUCGGAUCGAUUGUCGAACCAAAUGAUGAUCCUCUAAAGGGCUAUGUUGACGCAGAUUGGGCCAGUUGUUUGAAUAACAGAAGAUCCUAUACCGGAUUUGUUUUUGUCUUGGGUACUGGACCACUGUCUCGGGAUGCGAAGAAGCAGAGAAAGGUGGCUUUAUCGGCGACAGAAUUUGAGUAUAUGGCACUCGCUGAGGCAGCCAAAUAA